Messenger RNA from Pseudomyrmex gracilis, 3021 nucleotides. RefSeq names its product dipeptidase 1-like. NCBI's taxonomy places the organism in Eukaryota, Metazoa, Arthropoda, Insecta, Hymenoptera, Formicidae. The transcript is spliced from 8 exons. The coding region runs from base 640 to 1923 and encodes 427 amino acids. The record is from RefSeq and is a predicted model, not a curated record. Gene Ontology annotation, biological process: proteolysis. Gene Ontology annotation, molecular function: metallodipeptidase activity.
ACGACCUCGCAUCAGCCCGUUCGCUUGUUCGUUCGAUUCGGUGCUGCGCGAGAGAACUUUCACAGAUCCACGUUUCUCCGCCAAUUGUUCCGGAGCUUGCGUUCGAGCUUCCAAUAAACAUCUGCAGUCUCUGUUUCAUCAUCAAGAAAACUCUGUAAAAAAGAAAAGCAAAUUCUGCGAAAUUUUUCAAUAUGUGAAAAUUAAUAAAACGUCCGCGAAAGCUUUUUACGUAAAGUGUAUUUAGUGAUUGCAAAAUCAUCUGCAGUCACGUUUGCUGCGCUUGUUUGUGAAUUCGUUCAAUGAAUUUGUCUGACUCGAUUGCUGUGGUUCGCUCCAGCAAUUGUCAUACAAACGUCAGGUGUGCGUGAAAAUUUCUUUCACUGCACGAGCGCGUUUUCCAGAGAAUCGGAUACAAAACUGCGAGAGCGAAAUUUGGACGUAUCGAGAGAAUUUGUGUCAAGGAUUGCGGUGUAGAAGGUCGAAGGUCGGGGUCGGGUGUGAGAAUUGCCUCGUGCGAGACAAGUGACGCCCAUCGGUUGUUUUUCCGAAGAACUGCGGAGUAUGGCGGAUGGGUGACAGAAUCCACCUGCAAACUGAAGGUGUUUUUCAGCAUCGGUGGGACCAUGUGAGGCUUCGACCAUGAGGAGUGGCGGCCAAAGCGGUGUAUGGACAGCAAGCGUAAUUAUACUGUCGAUUGGCACCUGGAUAGGCCGAGUCGGGCCACGUCCAGCGGAUGGCGAACUCGCGCAUCUAACAUCGUCGCGUGAGCGAUUGGAAACCGUUCGACAGGUUCUUUCCGAGGUGCCUUUGAUUGACGGCCAUAAUGACCUACCGUGGAAUAUCAGAAACUUUGUUCACAACCAGUUGCUGGACUUCGAUUUCGACAGAGAUCUGCGCCAAGUCGAGCCCUGGAGUAAGAGCGCAUGGAGUCAGACCGACUUGGUUAGACUGCGACAGGGCAUGGUUGGCGGCCAGUUUUGGGCCGCUUAUGUGCCGUGCGAGUCUCAGCAUCUCAACGCGGUCCAGCUGACUCUGGAGCAGGUGGACCUCAUUAAGAGGUUGAUAGAAAAAUACUCUCAGCAGAUGCAGUUUGCUGCAUCAAAGAGAGAGAUUUUGGAGGCUCACGCGAGGGGCAGAAUAGCUUCUCUGAUUGGAGUGGAGGGUGGGCAUAGUCUAGGAAGUAGUUUAGCCGUUUUAAGAACGCUCUACCAACUGGGUGUACGGUACCUCACGCUGACACACACCUGCAACACACCGUGGGCGAAAAGUUCGUCGGUGGAAGACGAAGAUGAAGAUGGCGGAGGCUUAACUGCAUUUGGCAAGGCGGUGGUUCAAGAAAUGAACAGGCUCGGAAUGCUGAUAGACCUCAGCCAUAGUGCGAGAUCGACCAUGAGAGAUGCUCUGAGGGUCAGUAAAGCGCCGCUCAUUUUUUCACACUCCUCAGCGUACGCCAUUUGUAAUUCUUCCAGAAAUGUGCCCGACGACAUUCUCAAGCAACUGGCUGAUAACGGCGGACUGGUGAUGGUCACGUUUUACAAUUAUUUCGUAAAAUGCGGACCCGAAGCCAGCGUCUCGGACGUGGCCGAGCACAUUUACUAUAUUCGAAACCUAAUUGGCGUGGACCAUAUCGGAGUUGGCGGAGAUUUUGACGGCAUCAACAAAACUCCUCGUGGUCUCGAAGACGUCUCUAAGUACCCCGAACUAUUCGCCGAACUUCUCCGUAGCGGCAAGUGGAGCGUGCUCGACCUAAAGAAAGUCGCCGGCUUGAAUUUACUGCGAGUCCUCACACAGGUGGAGCGUGUGAGGGACGAUAUGAGGACAGCGGGGAUUACGCCGUUCGAGACAUCUCUCCCGGAUUCGCCGGACACGAUCGGCAACUGCGCUCUGGAUAUUAACUCCGUGCAAAGGGUCACGGAAGUCUGAUCGAUCGACUGUACGCAACGCUCGACAACGCGCGAAUUAAUCUUAUACCUGCACACACAGUCGAUCUCCGCGCAGAUGGUCAUGACCGGGAGACAAACCGGACAACCGCCGAUUCAAGGCGCAUAUUCAAUUAUCUCGAUUACUGUGCGAAUCUGUACACGCUCAUGAAAGUUCUUCCACCUUGUGCGGAAGCUCAAUUAAAUAUCGAAGGCUCAAAAUAAACCUACCUCGAUACCUAUCUCGCAAAGGCGACGAGCUCCAAGUAUUGAUUGAUAUUUUAUUUUAAAACGUAGCUACAAAGUGCAGAAUUUUUAAUGUUUCUUUUUUUUUCUGUGAAAAUCAAGCUUCAAUUAAUAUACUCGGAUAAUAGAAGUUAUCUAUUCAAAGCUAAUUUUUCUUUCUUUUCAAUACGCAAUACACACAAAUUUAAAUAUUUUUUUGAGGCGCGUUUUUUAGCUGUAAAAAUGGCAAGUUUAUAGAUUAUUACGUUUUACACAUAGCUGUGUGGAUGAAACAAUCUGCUCGUCGCCCCUUAAUCUACUUAUAAUACACAGAAAGAUUUUUUGUACUCGAUAAAAUCCCGGUAAGCAAAUUGAGUCGGUCGUUAUUUUAAAAUCUAUGCUAUCUUGCUGUCAGCGCGUCUUCGCGAUCAUGUAAAUAUCUGAGAUCCGAGCGAUAAGGUGGAAUGCUGUCGAGUAUUCGCGUGAAGAGCGAGCGUCACUGCACGAGACUGUUUUCUAAAACUUCGAUGUCUUCCUCUCUCUGGAAACGAUCGUAAUAUGUGUGUGUGAAACUAUGAAACCUCGGCUGUAUACCUUUGAUCGUCUUCCUUCCCCUCAUUGCACCGACGAAAAAACACGUGUGUUCCACCAGAACAACAUUUUGUAGAAAGAAGAAUCGACGUCGUGUUUCUACGAGCAGCGUACAUGAUGCUCACAGAAGUUAAUCAAUAUCUUUUUCUUUUCUCUUGCAAUCACAGAUAUUUUCUUGUUUAUCGCGUAGAUACGAAAAUUUACUGCGUUCGAUAAAUUAUAUCAUAUUUUUUUAAUAAUAACAGGGUAUCAACAUUUUUCGUUAAAUAUUUUAAUUUUUGAAUUA